This is a messenger RNA of Phytophthora nicotianae INRA-310, 222 nucleotides long. RefSeq lists its product as hypothetical. The record is from RefSeq and is a predicted model, not a curated record. The coding region runs from base 1 to 222 and encodes 73 amino acids. Lineage: Eukaryota; Oomycota; Peronosporomycetes; Peronosporales; Peronosporaceae. The transcript has a single exon.
AUGGUAUAUGAACGUAGUGACACGGGUCUAUUCGUGGGCAUGUGCAGUGUCGACUAUCGCCUUUACGUGUGGUUCGACUCGCUCGCGACCAUUCCCGACGCUCGAGAGCAAAUGCAAGUGCUGCUAGAUCGACUUCGACAUGACGAAGAGCUCAUGUCCGUCGCUCUCUUCCUGUCCAGCACCGGAUUUCCAUCAGUCAGUUCACUUGGGAUGUGGCCUUAA